Molecule: messenger RNA, 2904 nt
Organism: Cantharellus anzutake
Lineage: Eukaryota; Fungi; Basidiomycota; Agaricomycetes; Cantharellales; Hydnaceae
Exons: 3
Coding region: 232-2904 (890 amino acids)
Molecular function (GO): protein binding
Source: RefSeq, a predicted model, not a curated record
CUAAGAUCAUCGACUUUAAUCCUGCUUCGUACCAAGCACUCAUCAGUUCAAUCCGAGAUAUCGAAACUCAAGCGAGCCUCGGCCGAGCACAUUUAUGUGAAAGGCAAAUCAGAGUGCCUGCCAGGCACACGGGUCAAGAUUCAAGAAUCCCUACUCAAUCACCUGAAGGGAGCUGGGAACCGAUUCGUUUGGCUACGGGGAUCUUCUGGGACGGGGAAGAUUGCGAUAUCUAUGAGUGUUGCAUCCACUCUUCAGGAGCAGGGUAUGCUGGCCGCGUCAUUCUUUUGGGAUAAGAACCAGGCAGGAACAAGCUUGGAUUCUAUCGAACUGUUCCCCUCUACCCUUGCUUGCCAACUCGCAUCCUUCAAUGAGGACUUCAAAUUGUCGCUUGUCGGGCGCCUUCGGCAACUUUCCUUUGUUCACGAUUUGUCUCUGAAAGAACAAAUCGAUACUCUGAUGAUUGGGCCGAUGCGUGACUUGAAGGACAUAUGGUCGAGAAAGGAUCGCCCCGUUAUCGUCCUGGAUGGCCUUGAUGAGUGCGGGGAUCAGGAGAGACUCAGGUCGCUGAUGGAACUAGUACUUACCUUUCUGAAGCUGCCGCCGAUAAUUUCUGUGCUAGUUAGUUGUCGUCCUGAGCCAGAAGUUAUUUCAGCUUGGAAUAAAGCUCGGGCCAAGGGUCAUGUCGUACCAUGUGAAGAUUUGGACCAGGUUGUAGCGGGAGAAGCUUUCCAAACGGUUCGCCGUAUGGUGGAAGAAUGCCUUCAGCACCUCUUUGACAAAUAUUUGUGGAAACCAGACAAGAAGGAACUUGACGCUUUCGCUUGGGCUUGUCGGGGGUUGCCUGUGAUGGCGUCUAUCCGGGUUCGCGAUGUUGACCUGCAGACACGGUGUGGCCGCACCUUACAGUCGGUGUUCCGGGAGUUGCUAAACCUUACCAAUGCACCUCCCAACCUUAACUGGGAGUACUUGCGAAUUCUUCGACAAGCCUACAUGCUGGAUUCAUCUGGUAUUCACCCAGAUGUAGCCAAGAAGUAUCGCUCAGUGAUUGGCGCGAUUGUUGCGAUGCAUGAACCGAUGACCAUCUCUUUUAUGUCACAGCUUUUCAAGAUCGGCGAAGACGAGAUCCGUGCGACAUUAGAACCAAUCAGCUCCAUCGUCAAUCUACCCUCAGAGAACACAGAGGAAGUCAUCUUAUAUCACGCAACGGCAAAAGAAUUCAUCAUGGGGGAACCAAUUGGUAAUGAAAAGGACAGAGUAUUCUUCAUCGAUGACGUGAAAGGGUAUUUCCUUGGAUUGCCACUCCUUCGACUCUUCAACAAUUAUUGUGAGCAGGAUGCAUUUGGAAUGCCUACGAAUCCCCCUUUAGGAGAUAAAAGAAUAUGGAAGGAGUUUAGGGCGAAAAAAGCGGAUUAUCGCAGGCGCUUCUCCUAUGUUAUCGGAUACUUGCUUGAGCACUUGGACCCUUCGCAACUUUUUUCACAGGAGUCCAAUGAAUUGCAAACCGAAUUUAAUUCCUUCAUCACGCAGAAACGCGUCUUGACUUUGAUGCACUUGCAAAACCGUUUUCGCGGACGAUUUACCAAACGUUUAUUUCCUAAAGAAUUACUUCAAUUCAAUGUAAGUUUAGAUGAGCUAGAUUCCGCUGCUGCGCAUAUGCCAUGGGAAUUCUAUCGAUCGAAGCUUCUUUUCACCCCACCCUCAUCACCCCUUUACAAACAAUAUGGCCAUCUCUCUGAUCCUGUCCGGAUCUUCUCCGCUUUUGGCGAGUUCUCUGGUGGCACCAUUCCAUUAAGCAAGGAUUUGCUCAGUGCCCAAGCGAUCAUGCAGGAAAAGUUACCAGAGGAUAAAUGGGGACGCAAUUACGAAGCUGAAUUUUAUGACCCUGAUGUUCGCAAUGGCAUUGUGACAUGUGCUGCACUCUCCCCUGAUGGUCGCUAUAUUGCACUCGGAUUUGGCAGCGGAAUUAUCGAGGUGGCUGACAUUGACCACCAGCGCAUGAUCUGCCGAUUGCAGCACUAUCCAGCCUAUUUCCCGGCCUGGAUCGAAUUCGUCCACGGCAGCCAUCGAGUUGCCACUGAGGAUAACAAUGGGAAUGUAACGAUCCUCGGUGACGGCCUAACCCCUGUAAAUCUUGGCACUCUUCCCACCGGUCCCUAUCCAGCUGGAACCGCAGCCUCAGACAACGGAUUAUUUGUCGUGCGAGUCCCACGAAAUCUCGACAACCCUUGGUACGACAACAUGAUGCUCAUAUCUGUUUCGGGGCAUCCAUCCAUUCAGCGUCUCGCCUCCCCUCCUUUCUCCCUAUCAUCUGGAUUUGAUCAUAAUAAGUCAGGCAUUCCGCACCGUCGGACCCUUGGUUUCUCUCCAGGAGCACGCUAUGUUGGUGCUUUUGAUGGGACCCAGGCUGUUACCUGGUCAACCGAAUCAUGCCAGUGCAUUGUGGGUUAUCGGGUGACGAACUACGAUUUCUGGAUUAUUAAUCCUAAUGUCCCUCCGACAUGCUCAUAUCUCAUCCCUGAUCCUAUGUUCACUCGAGCCACUAUUCCCUUGGCAGAAGGCGACAUGGCUGAUGAAGGACUUGAUUCAGUAGAUGAAUUCUGGAUCAAGUGCCCAUUUUACGAUGUCUCGCCAUCCACAGGGUCUUGGGACCCUAGCAUCUAUUCGUCUGCGGUAGGAAGGACCCCACUGAUCGAGUCCUUAUUAGUCUGGUUCGAUGGCAGAGAAGAGCUUAUGCUCCCAUUGGGUUUUGGAUCUCGCCUAGUUAGGGGAGCCUGGUAUGGUGAUCGGAUGCCAGAUAAUGAUACGGGGUUCUACCGCCCUCAGUCCAGCAGAGAUGGAACCCGAUUUCUACUCCAGGGCGGGCGAAGAGCCCCAAUUGUUGUCGACAUCAGCCAAAUCGUUUAG